AUGAAUAGUGAGAACGACUACUCCGGGGAGAGUACGCCUGAUAAAAUCGACAAGAUGAGGUCGGGGUCUGACCCUUCGGUCCCCGAGAAGAUCGAGCAAGUCGCAAAUGCGGGAACCUGCAUUGCCGUGGACGCAGAGACUGAGAAGCGACUUUUGAGGAAGCUCGACAUCCGUAUCAUCCCCAUGAUCUGCUGGAUUUACCUAAUGAAUUUCAUGGAUCGUGUCAACAUUGGUAAUGCCCGUUUGUACGGUCUCGAGGAAGAUCUAGGCAUGGUGGGUAACGAUUACCAACUUGCUGUCGGAAUCCUCUUCGUUACAUAUUGUUUGUUUGAGACGCCAUCCAACAUGAUCAUCAAGAAAAUGCAGCCAGCCCGCUACUUGGCUGGGCUAGUCUUCUUCUGGGGUCUUGUAGCCACAUUCACCGCUUUCUGCAACAAUUUCGCUGCGCUUGUGGCUUGUCGACUCCUCCUGGGUGUGUUUGAAGCCGGGCUUUUCCCUGGUGUCAUACUCUACCUCUCAAUGUUCUACAACAAGAAGAAUGUGUCGUUACGCAAUGCGUACUUCUAUGGAACCAGUGCCAUUGCUGGUGCUCUCGGUGGCCUCGUCGCGUAUGCGAUCGGUGAGCUAGACGGUGCUGGUGGUUGGAACGGUUGGAGAUGGAUCAUCGUUAUCAACGGCAUCCCCACGGUCUUGACAGCCCUGGUCGUGCCCUUCGUGCUUCCGAACAGUCCCGAGACUGCUAGCUUCUUAACUGAGGAAGACCGUCGCAACCUUGUGCUCCUCCGAGAGCUUGAGGUCGGCCAAACAAAAGCCGCACAACUGCUCCACAAGGAUGAUGUGAAGGAAGCUGCUAAAGACUGGAAGACUUGGGCUUUUUCCAUUGCACAAUUCAGCGGUCUUGGUAUGCUAUACAGCUUCUCGGUCUUCCUUCCCACCAUCAUCUUCGAGAUGGGCGCUGGCUGGAGCCGGCAAGUCGUUCAGGCGCUCACAAUGCCCGUUUACUUCCUCGGCUUCUUCGUCUAUAUCGGCAGUGCAUUCUACAGCGACAAGAUCCAACAACGAGGCAUUUUUUGUGUGGGCGGCUUCAUGACCUGCAUGGUGGGAUACAUCUUCCUCAUCGCAAACCAGGGUACAGCCCUCAGCUUUGCUGGCUGCUUCAUCGUGGCCAUGGGACUUUGGACAUCGACAGGUACCGCCAUGACAUGGAUUGGUGUGAACAAUCCUCGCUACGGUAAACGAGCGUUCGCAAGCGGCAUGCAGAUUACCAUUGGGAACGCCGCGGGAGUUUCGGCGCCGUUCCUGUUCAGCAACGCAGAUAGGCCGACUUACUACCCGGGGUACGGUGCGACUAUAGCGUUGCUCGCCCUCGGUGUUGGCAUAUAUACUGCACUGCACUUCUGGUACCGUAAGCAGAACAAGAGCAAGCUUGAGGGGAAGGAGGACUGGAGGAUGGAGGGGCUGUCUGAGGAAGAGAUCGCAGAGCUAGGAGAGCAUAACCCGAGGUUCUUAUACACGGCUUAG
Molecule: messenger RNA, 1521 nt
Organism: Didymella exigua CBS 183.55
Lineage: Eukaryota; Fungi; Ascomycota; Dothideomycetes; Pleosporales; Didymellaceae
Product: MFS general substrate transporter
Exons: 4
Coding region: 1-1521 (506 amino acids)
Biological process (GO): transmembrane transport
Cellular component (GO): membrane
Molecular function (GO): transmembrane transporter activity
Source: RefSeq, a predicted model, not a curated record